Molecule: messenger RNA, 812 nt
Organism: Brassicogethes aeneus
Lineage: Eukaryota; Metazoa; Arthropoda; Insecta; Coleoptera; Nitidulidae
Source: the annotation of a GenBank genome assembly
CAAAAUUGUCAUGGUCAUUAUUCUAAAAUAAGGUACAAGAUGGAUAGGUUUGUGUUUUCUUUCCUGUGUAUGGUUUCCAUUACAUUUGCGUUGCAUAUUCCAAGUUAUAUAAAGCCGUGUAAGAAAAAUGAUCCAAAUCUUAACGAUUGUGCUUUAAAGCAAACCAAAUUGGCUUUUCCCUUUGUUUCAAAAGGUGAUAAACAAUUUAAGGCGCGUCCUUUAAACCCAUUCUUUUUACCUUUCCUUGAAGUAGACGCCGGAGCAAAUUUAGAAUUAAAACUGAUUAAUUUAACUGUCAAUGGACUUGAUAAUAUUGAAUUUAAAACUGUAAACUAUGACAUAGAAAAUAACAAAUCCCGUUUUAUAAUGUCGAGCACUCUGAACUUUGUUGGAAAAUAUGAAAUUAAUGGUCAAAUUUUGGUCCUUCCAAUAAGAGGGGACGGAAAUUGCAAUAUAACUUUUAGUGAUGGUGAUUUUAUAUACGAUACCUACUGGACAUUCGUAGAAAAAAACAGCCAACAAUUUGCAAAAAUAAAUAAUACCAAGCUGGAUAUGAAAUUAAAAAGAGCCCAUUUCAACUUUGAAAAUCUUUUUAAUGGUGACAAACUUUUGGGAGAUAAUAUGAACAAGGUAUUAAAUGAUAACUGGGAAGACGUAAUGAAGGAAAUUGGACCUGGAAUUACCCAUACCUUAGAUGUUGUGGCUACUUCUAUUCUAAAAGCUUAUUUUGAAAACAUCCCUUACGAAGAAAUGUUUGUUUAAUUUAAAAUUAUUUAUAAAUAUGAUAUAAAUAAAAUAAACUUUUAUGUUUU